This is a messenger RNA of Eimeria mitis, 423 nucleotides long. RefSeq names its product SAG family member. Bases 1 to 423 code for a protein of 140 amino acids. The record is from RefSeq and is a predicted model, not a curated record. Lineage: Eukaryota; Apicomplexa; Conoidasida; Eucoccidiorida; Eimeriidae. The transcript is spliced from 3 exons.
AUGAACAAAACAACAGUAGAUUACGCGCGCACCGGAACCUACGCGUACGCACCUCAGAUCGGUCCUACCGACGGCUGCUCUGCGGCCGUCUCCUACUGGAAAAAGGCCUACGUGAACUUCGGGGAGCUCCCGUCCAAAUACGAGAAAGAAGAGACAGGAGUGUAUGCCCAAAGCCGUAACCGCUCACUUGUGGCCCUUUACAACCCCAAGGAAGGCGCCACAGUCGACUGCGCCUACAUCACUUUCGCUUCCGAUCUUAAAAGUCGGAUGCUGAAGUUCCAUCUGUUGUGUGUUGUUGCGUUUGUGUUCGAGGAGAUUUGGGCGAACAUCAAGGAGGCCAUAGAAAACUCUGCUUCUGCCUCAACCCAGUCUGCUCUCCUUGCUACUGCUUUAUUUCUGCUCACUUCUUUCGUCAUUCUCUAG